AAAAGCCAGACAGCGCAAAAAGAGUUUAAACAAUUUAAGAGAAGAGCAGGUGGAGCGAACAAUUGGAUUUAAUUGAGUCAAACUUUUGAAAAGCAAACCCCAGCGAUGGGAAAGCGUGUGGAAAAGCGACGGGGAAAACCUUGGCUAUGCGGCCUGCCAUUGGUCAUUUUCCUAAUCCUUGGUGCGCCUGCGCCGGCCGUGACGUCAUUGGCGGCGCUGCCGAAGGACGAUGCCGUGGGGGAUGCUGCAUUCGCAGCCAACAUCCUUGAAGUCGCAGAACCCAACAGCGCAGUUCAGGAUUGGAGUUUGCUGUGUAAAGAGCUCUGCGGAGCUGGCCUUGGCGUUGCCUCAACGCCUGGCGGGGCCAAGGACACGAUCCUGAGACCGGAGUUCGAUGUGGCCAAGUGCCGGCAACUGUGUGGACUGCCUAGAGCCGAAUGGGGCGACAAGAUCUGCUCGAGCUUCUGCCAGCAAAGGAGUCGCUCCCUGCCCGGCUGUAGUCCCUGCCAGCAGGAGGUGCAGAGAAAGCAGGAGACGGAGGAGAUGGUUUGGAGAGAGGAUAUGAUGGCCAGUGGAACGCAGGGCAAGACUACAUACGGUUCCGGUUCCGAGAAGCCAAUCCCCCGCGAGACAAUCCAAGUGGAUGUCACUGCUGCACCGAUAGUUGCAGCAGCGGCGGAUGCGGAAGCCACGACCGCGGUUCCGGACUGGAACGAAGUGUGCAAGGUGCUCUGCAAGACUGGCGAUGGCGGGUCUUUGUGCAACUGUGAUUUAUCGCCCUUCUUCAGCUAAGGAUCCCCAGAUCCUCGCAAGGGGAUCUCUGCGAUGGAUCCUCUGGAUGCAGGCGUUAAAUCACAAAACCGAUUAUAUAUAGUUCGAGAAUUAUAUGACGUUUUGUUGUUCUUCGUUUUUGGACUUGAGUUAGUGCUAGUGUUGUCUUUAAAUAUUCCAUUAUUAUCUAUAUUCAAAAUCUUGUUGCGAAAGUUUAGUUCCAAUAUCUUUGUAAAGAAAGAAAACUAAAAAAACUAUAGGAAAAGCAAAAGAAAAAUACAAAAAAGAGAUGAAUAUACGAGGACGAUGAGGAGAAGCAAAAAAUUCCCUAUGCGAAUCAAUUAAUUUGUAACUAAUUUCAAUUAAAAAAGAAAAAAACAAAAUCGUAACUAUAGAAAGCUAUAGAGUAAGAGGAGUGGGGAAACCCCUCCACAACAGCAGAAUCACGCAGGGCUUCCAGUGCUCCCUUGGGUGGACGAGGAUCCUUGGAUCCUUCAAUGCCCAUGAGGACACAACCCGUAAUUAAGUGAUUGAUUAGUCGAGAGGAGUUUUUGACUAAGGAGACACACGAUGGAUGAGGAAAAUCAACAACCAAUUCAAUAUCAAAGUACACAACAUAUCGUGGCAUUAACUAGCCACAAAAACCACAACAACAACUCACAUCCCCUGAUUUUUGGAUUAUAUCCCUUGGUUCGAUGGAAUCAGCAUAUCAAUUUACCACGACGAGGCAGCAGAAGAAGAAGUAAAAGUUGGUAUCCAAAGAAUUUCCUUUGUUUUGGCUUACAAGUUAUUGGCGAAUCAAACGCGUUGAGAUAUUUAAAUCAGCAUCAAUUACGAGUGUCGCAAUUAGGCCACGAGCCAACCAAGAGUUUAGUGUUGGUUACGGCCCUU
Drosophila serrata is the source of this 1662-nucleotide messenger RNA. RefSeq lists its product as uncharacterized. NCBI's taxonomy places the organism in Eukaryota, Metazoa, Arthropoda, Insecta, Diptera, Drosophilidae. The record is from RefSeq and is a predicted model, not a curated record.